Molecule: messenger RNA, 4100 nt
Organism: Gasterosteus aculeatus aculeatus (three-spined stickleback)
Lineage: Eukaryota; Metazoa; Chordata; Actinopteri; Perciformes; Gasterosteidae
Gene: tada2b
Product: transcriptional adaptor 2B
Biological process (GO): chromatin remodeling; regulation of transcription by RNA polymerase II
Cellular component (GO): SAGA-type complex; nucleus
Molecular function (GO): transcription coactivator activity; chromatin binding; zinc ion binding
Source: RefSeq, a predicted model, not a curated record
UCAGGAUUUGAGUAGGUUGCGCCGCGAAGCUCGUUAUGCGCAUGCGCGCAGUUCUGCCUCCAACAACAAGAAGGAGCUGGAGCCAGGCAACAUGGCCGACCUGGGGAAGAAGUACUGCGUUAACUGCCUAGCAGAUGUUACGAACCUGCGGCUUCGCUGCACCGACUGCCCCGAUAUCGAGCUGUGUCCGGAGUGUUUCUCGGCGGGCGCAGAAAUCGGUAAUCACCGGAGAUGGCACGGCUACCAGCAGGUCGACGGUGGUCGGUUCUCCCUCUGGGGUCCCGAGGCAGCGGGAGGAUGGACUAGCAGGGAAGAGCAGUCGCUCCUCGAUGCCAUCGAGCAAUAUGGAUUUGGAAACUGGGAGGACAUGGCCGCUCACGUUGGAGCAACCCGAACUCCUCAGGAAGUCAUGGAGCACUACGUCACCAUGUACAUCCACGGGAACCUGGGUAAGGCCUGCAUCUCCGACAGCAUUCCCAACCGAGUGACGGACCACACCUGCCCCAGCGGAGGGCCCCUGUCGCCGAGCCUCACCACCCCACUCCCCCCGCUGGAGAUCAGCCUGGCCGAGCAGCAGCAGCUGGGCUACAUGCCGCUACGUGACGACUAUGAGAUUGAAUAUGACCAGGACGCAGAGAAGCUCAUCAGCGGGCUGUCUGUCAACUACGACGAUGAGGAUGUGGAAAUUGAAAUGAAACGCGCCCACGUGGACAUUUAUGUGCGAAAGCUCAGAGAGCGCCAGCGACGUAAGAACAUUGCCCGGGACUACAACCUGGUGCCCACGUUCCUGGGCCGGGACAAGAAGGACAAGGAGAAAGAGAAGCCGGGAGCGCCGGGAGUCGUAUGCAGCGCUGGUGGGGUGGGGGGUGCAGGAGCUGGAGGCGGCACAAUCGGAUCAGGUUCCACAACAGCGGCAGGAUCAGGUCCUGUUUCCAGUACCCCCAAAAGAAAGAUCACCAAGGAAGAGAAAGAGCAACGGCUCAGACUACGGGGGCUCUGCCAGUUCAUGGCCCAUAAGGAGUUUGAAGACUUAUUUGAGAACAUGCAUAAGGAACGCGUGCUUAGGGCCAAAGUGCGUGAGCUGCAACGCUUCCGUCGCAACGGCAUCACCCGCCUGGAGGAGUCGGCAGAGUAUGAAUCAGCGCGACACAAACGAGAGAAACGCAAAGAGAACAAAAGUGUGAUCACGUCCAAACGAGGCAGCGCAGGAGGCGGCGGGCUUGUUUCUGGUAUGGGACUCGGGGGUGGAGCUACAGGGGGAGGAGGCCUUGCUGGUGGGUUGGGGGUUGGAGGUGGGAUCAAAGAAGAGGGCAAAGAUGGUGAGUUUGCCACUAUUGAGAAUCUGACCGGCUUUGAGCUGCUGUCAGACAGAGAGAAGGUGCUGUGUAGCUCUCUGAAUCUCAGCCCAGCACGGUACCUGACUGUCAAAACUAUCAUCAUCAAAGAUCACCUGCAGAAGAGGCAAGGCAUCCCAGCCAAGAGCCGGCUGCCCAGCUACCUGGACAAGGUCCUCAAGAAGCGCAUUCUGAUCUUCCUCACGGAAAGUGGCUGGAUAUCUCGAGACGCAUCCUAGCGGCCCAUCUCUGAUCAAUUGAUGAUAGCUGAUUUGGUAUAAUCUUCGUGGGCGGGACAAAACUACUGGCUUUUUUCAAAGGUGACCUUGUGAAUAUGUACAUUGCAAAGAAAGCAGAUGAAAAAGAAAAGUAUUUUCAUACCAGAAUGAAAACUACCCUAUAUUUUUGGAAAGGGAUGCAAUCACCUCCGCGGUUUAAAGUACUUUGUGUCCAUAUUGUUACUACAUAAACUACAAUGCUAACAGGUAUCUCAUAGUUGCGGCGAUGUACUGGAAAAAAGCCACUUGCACAUGACAGAUUGGGGAAACAAGGAUUAGAUUAUCGUAUUCAUAUUUCAGGACCUCUCAAAUUCUAAUUUGAUUAACUGUGUCAGCUGUUGUAUCACUUAAAGCUGGACUGUUCACAUCUUUUAACAUUUAAAAAAAAAUUCUCCAUAGUCAGUAAACUCUCAAUUCAUCUCAAUAAAGAAAAAGUAUCUGGGUUCAAUAGUCAAACUCGCUGUCUCUCGACUGAGCACGGGCUACUGAAGGCAAAUUGUAUCUGGGUCAGAGAGAAAGAGUUUGUUUUUAUAUAUAUAUAUAUAUAUAUAUAUAUGUGGCAUAUCAGUAUUGGUACACAUUUGUGCCAAUAAGCAGCAAGAAAUGUAUGUAAAUAUAUGCCAAAGAAUAUUAAAAAGUCAUUCAGAGUGUUGUCAUUACAAACUGUCCACUAAAUAGCGUGAAAGUCAAAAGAACCUGCUCUGCAUAAUUUUCUAAAGUGCCAGCUCACCACAAAAUCUAAUGACCAUUUUUCCCCUACUUUCCGUUUCAUCUAUUGAUGUAGUUCCUCCAACAUAACGUUACUAAAUGGCACUCUGCUUAUUGUGCUCAAAGUGACAAAAACAUAAAUAAAAAAAACUCCACAACAAUGUCUCUCCAGAUAUCAUGAGCCAUUUACUACUAACAAGGUCAAAGAAAAUAUGUUUUGGAUUUUUGAGAGGUAGCCUUCUUUAAAAAUCAAUUUCUAAGGAUUAUUAACAGAAAUGCAUUUGUCUGCAAACCUGGCUUUAAAUAAGUACACAGUAAUCUAUCAUGUGAGAAGAGUUUAUGUAAUAAUCAAGUUUACAUAUCCGUACUAGUAUUGUAUCAGUUGGGCUCCCAUUUGUAAUUUAAUUUAGGUCUGAACCUAAAUGGGUUAUAGUUAGAAGGUCAGUGUCCCUCUUCUGUCCUAACAGCUCCAUAUGCACACAGCCUCUUAUUGGCAGCAUAUCCUUGUUUCUUAAAGGUGACUCUACUUGGUAUGAAAACACAACUGGUGACUCAUUCUCAUUUUCCUGCUUUUUCUACAAGCCGUGCGCUGGCAAUCGCAGUUUUAAAAUCUAAAUGUGUAAUUUCGAAGGAGGAGCUUCAAAAUAAAUGCAUUGGAAUUACUCAAGCUUUGAAGUUGGCCUUUUUGUGGGGAAAUGAAAGUUAAAAGUCACACUAGUUAUUUACCGGUAGACCUUGAAAGUAGAGCUUUGUCAUGUUUAAUCAAUGUGAAAUCUAUUUUUGGCCAAAGGCUGACUUGUUAGCACUACAAUGCUAACAAGUGUUGCAUUGUUGCAGAGAUAUUCUGGUGUUCAUGCAACAGGUUCACUAUUGCCUUCAGAACUGCCUCAAUUCUCCGUGUCAUACUUUCUACAAGGUGUUGGAAACAUUCCUCAGAGAUUAUGGUCCAUACUGAUAUGAAAGCAUCGUUCAGUUGCUGCAGAUUUGUCGGCUACACAUCUAUGAUGUGAAUCUCCCGUUCCAUCACAUCCCAAAGGUGAUUAUUGUAUUGAGAUGUGACUGUGGAGGCCAUUGGAGUACAGUGAACUCAUUGUCAUGUUCAAGAAACCGGUUUGAGAUGAUAUGAGCUUUGUGACAUGGUGCAUUAUCCUACUGGAAGUAGCCAUCAGAAGAUGGUACAUUGUGGUCAUAAAGGGAUGGACAUGGUCAGCAACAAUACUCAGGUAGGCUGUGGCAUUUAAACAAUGAUUAAGUGGUAGUAAGGGGCCCAAAGUGAGAAAAUAUUCCCCACAACCAUUACACAACCAGCAGCAGCCUGAACCAGCAGCAGCCUGAAGCGUUGAUGCAAGGCAGGAUGGAUCCAUGCUGUCAUGUUGUUUAUGCAACAUUCUGACCCUACCAUCCGAAUAUUGCAGCUGAAAUCGAGACUCAUCAGGCCAGGCAAUGUUGUUCCAAUCUUUGAUUGUCCAAACAUAAAAAAAAGACAUUUUAACAAAAACACUGUAGUCAUUGUGACUCAAUCCCGAAUCAGCUGUCAUAGCAAAUGUGUACCAGCUGAUAAUCCUUGCGGAUAAAUGCACCAUUUGCUCAUGUUGAGGAAUGUAACUGCAAACUGUGUCCUUAAGAACAUACACGCAUUGAUGAACUAGUUCGUAUUGAUGAACUAGUUAACAUAAAGGGAUCAAUAGGCACAUGGAAGUUGUAAAGUAUUUAGAGGUUGACUGUCUUUUCAUGGCUUUUGUUGUAAAUGAAUAAAAUCACUUCCAACUUUUCCUGGAAA